Messenger RNA from Paramecium sonneborni, 1227 nucleotides. NCBI's taxonomy places the organism in Eukaryota, Ciliophora, Oligohymenophorea, Peniculida, Parameciidae. The record is from the annotation of a GenBank genome assembly.
AUGGUCAAGUGUUUAUGGUGUCUCAAAGAAUUAGGCUUUUUUGGAAUGCUUUUUCAUAAAGCUGUAUGUCUUGAAUAUCUAUACAGCAAAUGUUUAGAUAAAUUAUAAUAGGCUAAAUAGGCAAAGUUAAUAACUAAAGAAUAGUAUUUAAAAGAGAAACGUAAUCUAAGAGAAUAAUUUAUGUCACGAUUCAAACCUUAAGUCUAUGAAGCUUUUAUAAAAAGAUAAAAAGAGCAAUAAUAUAUUAUAAUUAAUCCAAAUGAUAUAUCUGUUGGUUUAGAAUCUGAUAUUGAAAUGAUAUCAAAAAAAGUAUGUAUUGAAAGCUAAGAGAUUUCAUAGAAAUCAUAAUUCUCAUAAUCAUUUCAAAAUUAAAUAGAACCUAAUUAUAAUUAUAUUUCAGACAAUUAUUCAGGCAAUUAAGACUAAUAACCUAUGUAUUUAACUAACUAAUUUAUUGCUGAUGAUGAUCACAAUAAGUAUAAUCAUUAGAUAGAAUUAAGUUAAUAAGAUGACAUGAGUAUCUUUUAAUUAGAAAUAUAAAAUUUAGGAAAUAUUCAUCAUUAGUAUGAAAACUCGUAGGAUCAAUUUAUUCAACUCCCAUUCAAAGAAGACUUGAAUUUAAAUUAAAAAGAAGACAAAGAAGACAGUUUUGAUUAACUUUAAAAAUCUACUCCAUCAAGUUAUGAAGAAUAAAAAGAAAAUGUUUUGUUCAAACUACUUUAAAAAAAAGUAGAACCUAAUAUACAAUUUAAAUAAACUUUUUAAAAAAACUUAUAUAAAAAGGAAACACAAACAAGAUCGAAAAAUAGGAAAAUUAAAAGUGAAACAAAUGCUUUAGAUCCUAAAUAUGAAACAAUUAAAUACUAAGAAGAACUAGCCACAGAAAUUAAAUAAAUAGGCAAAAAUAAACCUUCUAAAAAAAAUCCUCCUAAAUUUUCGAAAAGUUCUGAAAAAAUUAAACCAAAAAAUGAUCAAUCAAAUGAUAUAUCAUCUAAAAAAGAGCUAAAUAAAAGGUUGAGAAAAAAAAAAAAUAUCUCUUCCAAUGAUUCUAAUGAUCAAAUAAAUACAAAUACAGAAUAAAAUAAUUUCUUAAAUCAUGACAAAGACAAACCUAACUUAAAAGGAAUAAAUAGAACUAGAUAUUCUGCAUCCACAUAGAAACAUUCAAACAAAGCUAAAUCUUAGAAUAAUAAAAUAGGAAGUUAAUAGAAAAUGAAAUAAAAAUGA